Messenger RNA from Arachis ipaensis, 922 nucleotides. RefSeq lists its product as uncharacterized. The record is from RefSeq and is a predicted model, not a curated record. NCBI's taxonomy places the organism in Eukaryota, Viridiplantae, Streptophyta, Magnoliopsida, Fabales, Fabaceae.
CGAAAACAUGCAUGAAGUCGAAAACAGUAAUGCAAUUCAAGCAGUGCCACAUAAAUUUUGUUAUAGGACAUAUAUGUUCUGCAUUUAUUUAUUAUGAUCAAUGGUCGUGUCUUGAUCUCAACAUGUCCAGCCCUCAACCUAUAAGGAAACAAGUUUUCCAUUGUCAUCAAACGCAAGCGAUAAUGAAAUCCUCAGUUGCACUCGUAUGUGUCCUUCUAUACGCCACAGUUUCACUCGCAUCCCAGCAAGAAGAUCAGAAGCUAACAGCAUACGAUGUUCUAGAACAGUACGAUUUUCCAGUGGGUCUUCUUCCCAAGGGUGCAACCGGGUAUGAGCUUGACGCAAAGACGGGUCAGUUCACUGCGUAUUUGAAUGGAACUUGCAGCUUCAGCAUUGAAUCUUACGAGCUCAAGUACAAAUCCACCAUCAAGGGAGUGAUCUCGAAAGGUAGGUUGGCGAAGCUGAAGGGUGUGAGUGUCAAGGUUGCACUCUUGUGGCUUAACAUCGUUGAGGUCACUCGUAACGAUGAUGAACUCCAAUUCUCCGUUGGUAUUGCCUCCGCCGACUUUGCCGUCAACAACUUUCUCCAAUGCCCCCAGUGUGGAUGUGGAUUCGAUUGCAACAAUUCCCGGGAAAACAAUGGUGAUGUAGUUUCCUCCAUUUAGUUUUUAUUCGUAAUAUGCAGAACUAUAUCUUUCCGGUGCGUUUUUUUUGGUCAGGGUUCUGUUGCUUUAAGUAUGAUAAAGUGUUUUGCAUUUUUAUUCUCUUUUUUUUUUGUGGCAACCCACAAAAUAUAGACUGUUAGCCAAAAACAUAACAUAUUGGGCCUUUGGCACAUAUGAAAACAAAAAACAGAAUAACCCACUUCGUUUAGUUGUGUAACCAAUUCUCUCUUCAUUUAAGUAUUAUGAUUUAAAUUCUA